AUGGCAUUCGUAAUGUCCCCGAUUGCCUCCGGUACGCUUGAAUCAGUGGACUACACGGAAGCGAUGGCUCUGGACGGCGUUGUGGGCUACAUCGACGCCGAUGAUGUGCAAGAGGGUGUUAGAAUCGGCCAUUCUAACGACACGCCGGUAUUCGCGCAAGACAAGAUAACCUACCACGGCCAACCCAUCGCAGCCAUAAUCGCACAAGAUCACGAAACAGCUCGACGUGCAGCCAACGCCGUCAAAAUGGAAUAUAUCAGGGAUCACGCAAUUAUUUCUAUCGAGGAUGCCAUUGAUGCUAACUCGUACCUCAUGCGACCACUUACUAUCCAUUCAUCUUUAUUGGAGAAUGAUACGGUGGUGGAGAACGACUGGAGCCGUUACGAACACGUUAUUGAGGGAGAAAUUAGGAUGGGUGGACAGGAGCAUUUCUAUCUGGAAACCCAACAAUGCGUUGUCAUACCUCAUGAGGAUGAUGAACUCGAAAUUAUCGCCAGUUCCCAAGGAAUAAAUGACGUUCAGAUGGAAACAGCGAAGUGCCUCGGAAUCCCUGCACACAAGAUCAUCGUUAGGGUGAGACGUAUCGGUGGCGGUUUCGGUGGCAAGGAGAACACCUGCGCACUAUUAACCGUUCCAGCGGCAAUUGCAGCACGAAAGACAUGGAUCAAAGAAACAUGUAAUGCUUUCCAGAUGGAAACAGCGAAGUGCCUCGGAAUCCCUGCACACAAGAUCAUCGUUAGGGUGAGACGUAUCGGUGGCGGUUUCGGUGGCAAGGAGAACACCUGCGCACUAUUAACCGUUCCAGCGGCAAUUGCAGCACGAAAAUACAGAAAACCAAUUCGAAUAACCCUGGAACGAUACGAUGACAUGGCGAUCACUGGAACAAGGCAUCCAUUCAGGUUCAACUAUAAGGUAGCACUAGAUUCUUCUGGGAAAUUCCGCGACUACUCGGUGACAGCGUAUGGCAAUUGUGGUCACACACUCGACCUUUCAAUCGGUGUUACACAGCGUGCAAUGGUCCACAUAGACAACGUGUACAGGUUUCCUAAUGCCGAUAUACAUGGGCUUUUAUGCAAAACAAAUCUGGCAUCCAAUACGGCGUACAGGUAUUUUCGCUUUUCAUAUUAUGGACCAUGGCGUUAA
Messenger RNA from Cooperia oncophora, 1143 nucleotides. The record is from the annotation of a GenBank genome assembly. Lineage: Eukaryota; Metazoa; Nematoda; Chromadorea; Rhabditida; Trichostrongylidae.